Molecule: messenger RNA, 1053 nt
Organism: Penicillium angulare
Lineage: Eukaryota; Fungi; Ascomycota; Eurotiomycetes; Eurotiales; Aspergillaceae
Product: adenosine deaminase
Exons: 1
Coding region: 1-1053 (350 amino acids)
Biological process (GO): adenine catabolic process; hypoxanthine salvage; purine ribonucleoside monophosphate biosynthetic process
Cellular component (GO): cytosol; nucleus
Molecular function (GO): adenine deaminase activity
Source: RefSeq, a predicted model, not a curated record
AUGUGUCAAUCACCACUUCACCCAUUCCUUCUCAAUCUCCCCAAGUGUGAACACCACAUUCAUCUCGAGGGUGCUCUGACUCCCGAGCUGGUCUUUUCUCUUGCUAAGAAGAACAAUGUUACUCUUCCCGAUUUGCCACACUACAAAAGCUCGACCUCGCUGACAGCGAGAUAUGAACAAUUCGACAAUCUUGACGACUUUCUCAACAUUCACUACGCUAAUAUGUCGGUCCUGAUCACCGGGAAUGACUUUUACGAAUUGGCGUGGUCCUAUAUCCUCGCGGCCCAUGCUGAUGGUGUCCACCAUGCGGAAGUGUUCUUCGAUCCACAAUCGCACACCUCACGGGGUAUUCCUGUAGAAUCAGUUACCAGAGGCUAUAAGCGCGCCCUGGACCGUGCUGAAUCCGAGUUGGGGGUGACAUUUCAUCUCAUCAUGUGUUUUCUCCGUCACCUGCCGGUAGCAUCUGCCGAAACUACCUUUGACUCUGCGAAUGAGCUGAUCCGUGAUGGUUUGAUCCACGGAGUCGGAUUAGACUCUUCUGAAGUCGGCUUCCCUCCAGAGUUGUUCACGGGGGUAUUCCAGAAGGCCAGAGAGGUUGGACUACGGCGUACGGCUCAUGGUGGCGAAGAAGGCGACGUUUCCUAUAUCAAGGGAGCGCUCGACUCUUUACAUGCGGAGCGAAUUGAUCAUGGCAUUCGCCUGGUUGAAGAUGAAGAGCUUUUAAGACAGGUCGCUAUAAAAGGCAUCUUACUUACUAUCUGCCCGCUGUCGAAUGUUUACUUGCACACUGCCAAGUCCAUCGCUUCUCUACCGCUUCGAAAAUUCCUAGAUUUCGGGGUCCAAUUCUCGUUGAACAGCGAUGACCCUGCUUAUUUUGGCGGUGGCAUCUUGAACAAUUACUGCGCCGUACAGGAGGCAUUCAACUUCAGCAUUGACGAAUGGAAGACCAUAGCGAUCUCAGGGGUGCGUGGAAGUUGGAUAAGCGAUGAAAGAAAGAGGGUUCUGAUAGGGAAAAUAGACGACACUGUUAGUAGUUUCAGAUCGCUGGCCUAG